This is a messenger RNA of Tribolium madens (black flour beetle), 1397 nucleotides long. RefSeq names its product isocitrate dehydrogenase [NAD] subunit gamma, mitochondrial-like. Gene Ontology annotation, cellular component: mitochondrion. The coding region runs from base 108 to 1259 and encodes 383 amino acids. The transcript is spliced from 9 exons. Gene Ontology annotation, biological process: tricarboxylic acid cycle; isocitrate metabolic process. The record is from RefSeq and is a predicted model, not a curated record. Lineage: Eukaryota; Metazoa; Arthropoda; Insecta; Coleoptera; Tenebrionidae.
GACAUCUGCGCCAUCUUAUUAAGAUCGCAGUUUCAAUUUACAUUAAUUUCUAUUUUUAAAUAAAUUUUUAAGGAUUACCGCAGUUUUUAAGCCACAGAAAUACCAAAAUGGCUUCGAGAGUAUUACUUAAAAAGCCUUUCGAUUUAGGAAAACUUGUUUUAAGACAUCAAUCAACGAUGUCAGCUUUUGAAAUUCAGCACAAGACACCCCUUAUUAAAAAAGUCGAACCUAUCCCUGUUGCAAUGUAUGGGGGCCGUCAUCAUGUCACGAUGUUACCAGGGGGUGGAAUUGGUCCCGAAUUGAUGGGAUAUGUUACAGAGGUUUUCAAAUAUGCAGGAGCCCCUGUUGAUUUUGAACUUGUAGAAAUUGGAGAUGAAAAUAGUGAUCUUGACUAUGCCCUAACUUCGAUCAAGAGAAACGGCGUUGCCAUUAAAGGCAACAUUGAAACAAAAAGCGAGGACGCGAGUAUCGUUUCCCGAAAUGUGGCAAUCAGAAAUGAAUUAGAUUUGUAUGUAAAUAUUUUACAUUGUAAAUCAUAUCCGGGAGUUCAUGCAAGACAAAAGGAUAUUGACAUUGUCAUCAUUAGGCAAAAUACUGAGGGAGAGUACGCCAUGUUGGAACAUGAGAGCGUUGAUGGAGUUGUUGAAAGUAUGAAAGUUGUAACCAAAUCAAAUUCAGAUAGAGUCGCACGUUUUGCGUUCGAAUAUGCCAAGAAAAAUGGUCGCAAGAGAGUUACAACUAUACACAAAGCCAACAUUAUGAAACUUUCAGAUGGUCUCUUUUUGGAAACGUCAAAACGGGUAGCAAAAGAUUACCCCGAAAUUGAACACAACGACAUGAUUAUUGAUAAUUGUUGCAUGCAACUAGUAUCAAAGCCGCACCAAUUUGAUGUUAUGAUUAUGACAAAUUUGUAUGGAAGUAUAGUCUCUAAUGUAGUUUGUGGAUUGAUAGGGGGCGCUGGUCUCUUAUCUGGUAAAAACUAUGGCGACCAUUACGCCAUUUUUGAGCCUGGUACUAGAAACACGGGGACAGCUAUUGCGGGAAAAAACAUUGCUAACCCCAUCGCUAUGUUGAGUGCCUCAGUAGAUAUGUUACACCACUUGGGACAUGUACAACACGCUGAACUUAUUCAACGCGCUAUUGAGAAAACCAUCUGUGAGGAUAAAAUACACACCCCUGAUUUGGGGGGUUCGGCUAGAAGUACGGAUGUUGUUCAAAGAAUUAUCGACCACAUUUUACAAGCCGAUAUUAGACCUUGAAUCGAGUUUGAGUCACGUUUGUACCUUAUUUAAUUGUAUGAUAUGUAAAUAGACUUCAACUAAGAUGAUGUAUUUAUUAAGUCUUGUAAUUUGCUUUGGAUUAAACCGAGGAUUAAAUAAAACAUAAGAUCAAUUCGA